GCCCCGUGCCGUCCUUCAGCGUUGCGGAAGAAAGAUGUGUUCGUUGUUUUGGAGGUCUAAUUAAAAGGUAAUAACACCUUAUAUUGUGACAGUUCCCUGCGAUUUCGAUGAUGCUUUUCCUUCGAGUCCCAAUUUCAGUGCCACAGAAGCUCUUCUGUCUCUUCCGAUGGAUAAUAGGAGCGCUUGCUAGUGCCACUGGUGUGGUCCCCAAGGAGGACCAUGAGGAUGUCAAUGGCAGAAUGGGGCGCCGCCCUGAUGACUUGAUGAAGUCAGAGCCACUUCCUCAUGGCCUCCGGAGAGAGCUGAUGCCCAGGCAUGUCGCAGUAAUCAUCGACUGCAAUGGCAGGAGGGCAUGCCACUGGGGGUUGCCGGGGUCAUCGGGCCACGAAGCGGGAAUACGACCCUUAAGGGAGCUCGUUGAACUAUGUGGUAAAUGGGGCAUUAAGGUGCUUACACUGCUUGCAUUCUCUUCCGGGAACUGGUCUCGGUCUAAGGAAGAGGUCGACUUCUUGAUGGAUUUGCUUGAAAGACUACUACAAUCUGGGCUUGAGAUAAUGUUUGAGAGAAGGCAUGCGGAUAUCCACGAUAGGAGACUCAUCAAAACUUCCCAAGUCAUUGCAACAAAUAUUGACUAAGGCGGAACAGUCGACAAAAAAGCAAACUCCGGUCUCCACCUCGUUUUUGCGAUUAGCUAUAGUGGGAAAUAUGAUAUAUCUCGAGCAUGUAAGAGCAUAGCUCACAAAGCGAAAGAUGGUAUCAUCUGUUUGGAAGACAUCGAUGAGA
Molecule: messenger RNA, 783 nt
Organism: Punica granatum (pomegranate)
Lineage: Eukaryota; Viridiplantae; Streptophyta; Magnoliopsida; Myrtales; Lythraceae
Source: RefSeq, a predicted model, not a curated record